AUGGCCUCCUCCAAGAGCAUUCUGCCAGCUGGUGACCUUCAAUCAUUCACUGAAUAUUUAAAGGGCUGCAAACGCAUCGUUGCUCUUCUUGGAGCUGGGAUCUCAGCAUCAUCCGGCCUACCCACCUUUCGUGGGGCAGGUGGACUCUGGCGUGCCCACGAUGCAACCUCCCUCGCGACUCCAGAAGCUUUCGAAGAGUCUCCCGGUCUCGUCUGGCAGUUCUACAGUUACCGGCGACACAUGGCCUUGCAGGCUGACCCCAACAAAGCACACUACGCCUUGGCGGAGCUAUCACGAAGGAAUGAAGACUUCAUCACAUUGAGCCAAAAUGUUGACGGUCUAUCCCAGCGAGCGAGCCAUCCUUCGAAGCAGCUGCAUCUUCUUCAUGGCACUCUGUUCAAUGUGAAAUGCACAAAUUUCUACUGCACCUAUAACGAAGACAACUACACCGACCCCAUCGUUCCCGCCCUCGAGAUCCCCAAAAAGAGUUCAAGCCUUAACCCUUCUGCGACUGAUAAGACUGGCGAGGAAGCAUCGAAAGCGAUCGCAGAAGCGCUGGAAGGCACAACCAACGAGGUCGACAUAUCCGAUCCCAGCAAUCCUAUCGCCACAGUGCCCACAGAGGAUCUACCUCAAUGCCCGAGUUGCAAAGAUGGCCUGCUCCGACCGGGAGUCGUAUGGUUCGGAGAACCCCUACCGGAGAAAACACUCAAAGCUGUGGAUCAGUGGAUCGCAGCGGGUCCAAUUGACCUGUGCUUGGUCAUUGGCACCAGCGCGCGGGUCUGGCCAGCGGCGGGGUAUGUCCACGAGGCUCGUUCGCAGGGCGCCCGAGUUGCAGUGUGUAAUAUGGACCCCAAGGAUACACCUGGUGAACUUCAUGACGGUGACUGGUUCUUCCAGGGAGAUGCGGGUGUUGUUGUUCCUGAGAUACUCAAGGGUGUUAUUGGUGAAAUCUGA
Messenger RNA from Penicillium robsamsonii, 957 nucleotides. Its product is annotated as SIR2 family NAD-dependent protein deacylase. NCBI's taxonomy places the organism in Eukaryota, Fungi, Ascomycota, Eurotiomycetes, Eurotiales, Aspergillaceae. Gene Ontology annotation, molecular function: protein-malonyllysine demalonylase activity; NAD+ binding; protein-succinyllysine desuccinylase activity. The record is from RefSeq and is a predicted model, not a curated record. The transcript has 2 exons. Bases 1 to 957 code for a protein of 318 amino acids.